This is a messenger RNA of Micropterus salmoides (largemouth bass), 4354 nucleotides long. It is a transcript of the gene mboat2a, whose product is annotated as membrane bound O-acyltransferase domain containing 2a. The transcript has 13 exons. Bases 569 to 2137 code for a protein of 522 amino acids. The record is from RefSeq and is a predicted model, not a curated record. Gene Ontology annotation, molecular function: acyltransferase activity. Lineage: Eukaryota; Metazoa; Chordata; Actinopteri; Centrarchiformes; Centrarchidae. Gene Ontology annotation, biological process: lipid modification. Gene Ontology annotation, cellular component: membrane.
CUUUCAUCGUCGUAAGAGAUACUCUGCUAUCAAGAUGGUUCACGUCCUACUCUACUAAAUAGUAACCAUUGUCCUCCUUUGGAGAGCGUACAACUAUUAGAAAAAAUGGAUGAAUAGGCACAGAAGAGGUUAGCCAGCACACAACAGGAGCAACCUUUUCGAGUAGCUCUGAAAACGAGACAUUUUGUAUGUCUGUUUAAAAGUUUUUGUCAGUGGAGUAGGCAGCUAAAACCUUAAAACCUCAGCCUAAUUGAAAUACAAAUACAUGUACCACACAGUAGUAAAAACGCCAAAUGUGGGGAAGCUCUCUCCGACUCCCAGCUAAAAAAUACGACGCUUUGUGUGCUUAACUGGCAUUAGACGAAAGCGGAAGUGGUCAAGAUGUAAAUCUCGUCUCUGUUUUGUACUCUUUGCUGGAUGAGUGUGGUGGAUGACAGCCGUCUAGCACGUCGCAACAACAACAGCAGCAGCAGCAGCAGCCGUGUGUUUAUCGUCGGAGCUGCAACUGAGGGGUAGUGAAGUGAACCGGAGGACGGAGACAGAAAGGAUUUACGGACACCGAUAAAGCAUGGCUACCCAAACGACAGCAUCAUGUACUGGGUCCACUUUGUUGCAGCCAAUCAGCGACAUUAUCAAUCUCCCUCUUGACCAGGUUAACUUUGUGGCAUGUCAGCUGUUUGCCCUGCUGAUGGCUGUGUGGUUUCGGCUCUACCUCCACCCCAGUAAGACCAGUCCUUUCAUAAGACAUGUGGUGGCCACUCUGCUGGGUUUCUACUUGGCUCUCUUCUGCUUUGGCUGGUACUCCCUCCAUUUCCUGGUGCAGAGCGGUCUGUCCUACAGUGUGAUGGUCUUUGCUGGCUUGGAGCACAUGCACAAGUACUGCUUCAUUGUGACGCUUGGCUAUCUGAUAUUGUGUCAGAUCACACGAGUCUACGUGUUUGAUUAUGGCAUGUACUCUGCAGAUUUUACAGGGCCCAUGAUGGUUAUAACACAGAAGAUUACCAGCUUGGCGUUUGAAAUACACGAUGGUUUGGCCAAGCGAGAUGUGCAGCUGACUCCCACUCAGAAAUACCUUGCUAUCAGGCGGAUGCCCAGCUUGCUGGAGUACCUGAGCUACAACUGUAACUUCAUGGGCAUCCUGGCAGGGCCCACCUGCUCUUACAACGACUACAUGGCCUUCAUCGAAGGAACGGGCUACCAGCCACGCCACCAGGAGAACUCCAACGGCAAGGAGAACGGGAAGUACAAGCAGAGUGAACCCUCACCCAAGAAUGACGUCAUCUCCAAACUGUGUACAUGUGCCAUCUCGCUGGCCAUCUAUCUGUCGCUGUGUAAGGUGCUCCCAGUGGAGCACGCCAUAGACGAUGACUUUGUCAACUCCACACCCUUCUACCUUCAGGUCAUCUACCUUUACUUGGCCAUGCUGUCUCUGAGGCCAAAGUACUACUUUGUCUGGACACUUGCUGACGCUAUCAACAAUGCUGCCGGAUUUGGCUUCAAUGGAUACAACAAAGAUGGCUCCCCACGUUGGGACCUGAUAUCCAACCUCAGAAUUCUGGACAUUGAGUUUGCCACCAGUUUCAAGAGUUUCCUAGACAACUGGAAUAUCCAGACAGCUCUUUGGCUCAAAAGAGUGUGCUAUGAGCGCUGUGCCAUCAACCCCACUGCUGCCACCUUCCUGCUGUCGGCCAUGUGGCAUGGGGUGUACCCCGGCUAUUACCUGACCUUCCUCACUGGCAUUGCCAUGACCAUGGCUGCACGUGCAGUAAGGCACAACAUCAGACCGCACUUCCUGGGGUCUGACUCGUACAAGUGCAUCUAUGAUGUCAUCACGUGGGCAUGGACUCAGGUCGCCAUUAGCUACACAGUGGCGCCAUUUGUCCUACUUGCUGUGGGACCCUCACUCAAAUUCUACAGGUCCUGGUACUUCUGCUUACAUCUCCUCUGUCUCCUGGUGGUACUGGCCCUGCCGGUCAAAUCAAAACGCCGGCAGGCCAAAGAGCAGGACGGCCUACAGGACAAUCAGACAGACCACAACAGCACAGACAACAAACAGAACCCAGAGAGACAAAGCCACGUGAGGCUCAGGACAGCGUCGCACAGUCCCCUCAGCAGCAAAAACAGUGAGACGAACUAGAAACCACUCGGAGCUGGAGCGUGGCGGGUCUGUUUACCUGACAAAAGAACCAAAUAUCGGACUCUCUGAAAAUCCUAACAGACAGAAAAACACAAGUCAAUGUUCUGUCAAAACUUCCAGUAGCAAGGAUGACAGCAAUCACACUUCUGACAUGGAUAAGAGACCAGGAUGUAACAAUGGCGACGGUGUAAACUAAUGAGUGAUAGUGAUUACUUUAGUGGAAAUUAAGACUUCCAAGCUGCCUUAAACCCUCUAUGUACUCAUCUGGUGAAAUAGCCGUUGGAUGGCACACUGCUAGACGCCAAAUGCCGUUUCACCAUUGCGGCGUAACAGAACAGAAUAGAAGUGCAGUAUGUGGAGGGUUUUUGUCAUUGUCUGGAUAUAAGCCUCUGUUAGGUGGAAACCCAAAAUGUGUUCAUGUAAAAGAAACAUAACCUUUUAUCAUCAGCUGCCAAUUUCAAACAGGCCUUAGGAUCCUCACAACGUUGUAUGAUUUCUAUGUCUUUAAAAAAAAAACUAUUGGAGAAGAAUUCCCAUUGUACCUGUUUUGUAUUUAGAUGUGUGUGACAACACUAUUUGAAAUCCAUUCUCAAUGCUUUUUUUUUCUGGGAUGAAUUGACUUUGCCUGACAUAGAGAGUCCCAAAGUGGAAUUCACAUCCUGCCUCCUGCAGUGGUAAGUCUAAAAGAGGCACAUGAGGUAUGGAUUUAGAUUUCUUUUUAUAUUUUUCAUAUCUGCUGCUUUUUUGACAAACAUGACUCAUAAGAUAAAUGUGUGUUUCAAAGGGAGUUUAUUGGCCCUAUCAUGACUUAAAUUUUUAUAUAAUUAAGGAUUUCUGACCUGGGGCUCAGGGGUGUGAAUUUUUAUUUUAUUUUUUAUUUUUUAAUGCGUUCAUAUUUUUCACACAACAGGUUUCCUCUGCAAUGUCUUGCCUUUCUAUUACAAGUAUCCAAAAACUAUUUAAUGAAUGCUAAUAAAAUUGUAUAAUUGGGGAAACACAGUGGAUUGUUAACGUCACUGUUGAACACUUGCACAGUUUAAUUGUUUUAAAUCCUACAAAUGUAACAGGAAUCUAAUCACAUUCCCACAUUCACUGAAGACUUGUUUAAUGGUCCAAAGGUUUUGUAGUAUUCUAAACCAACUGAAUGUAAAAGAAAAGUUUCCAAUUUGAUGCACAGUGCUAAAAAAUGCACAUAUUGUGUUCGGGCUGCAGAUGAAGUGUGCGAUUUGCAUUUGUCUGUGAGGAAAUGUGCUACAGUUAUUAAUGUGUAUGACAUCAUAAUAUUGUACAAAGACAUAGACCAGCUGCAGUAAAUGGUCUUAUAUCAUAUUGUGUGCACUUAUGUUAGAAAAGGGGCUGUUUCAGGGCGCAUUUACUGUAGGGUGUUAGAAACACUGCUUUCCCAUGUUGUUUUAGUCCACCUUAAGCCUUUCAAAUCAUCUACAUCUAUUCUUUACAACAAGCAGCAGUUCAAAACAGCCAACCAUGUAAUUCAUUUCCAUUUCACUAGACAUUUUCAUGGAUUUAGUUGAGGAAAUGUGUAAACGAGGUGAAAAGGCACUGCACUGUUGUUUAAAGAGUUAAAAGACACAUUUUUCCGCCCGUAUCUGUUAGAGCAGGAAAGUAGUCUGGGGAUUUGGAGCCCACAAAAUCAUAACCACAAUGAAGUUGUGCUUUUUUUUCUUUCUUAAAAAUUGUCAGUAAAUUGAGUAGCACAUGCGUUACGUAAAAUAACAAAGCAGCAGAUGUGAGGCCUCUUUCAUUUCUUUUUAAGAUUUUCUAACAUUUGCAUAUUCCUGCCAUAACUGUUUGUGUUACAAGUAUUCGAGUGAUCCGUACAUGUUGAUGUGGUCUCAUGUAAACCAUAUUUUGUAGCCUGGGCCUUUGUGUAGGCAAGUGUGGCCCACUUAAGGGAAGGGGGUGUCAUUCUAUAAACAUAACGAUUAUUGCACUGCAUGGCCACCCGAACCAGCAGAUCAAUGCAAACUGCUCCAUAUGUCCAAAGUGCCAAAUCAAGAAUGGCGCAUUUUAUUUUGUGUGUAUGUGAGCAUGUGUGCGUGCGUGCGUGUGUCCCAUGUAGUAUGUGUGUGCUGCGCCUGUGUAACAUGAUGGUUAUUUUUGUGUCCGAAGGAAAUUUAAUGAAAGAUUUGUAUAACAGUACCUUAAAAUUCUGAUUUAUGUGGCAAAAUAAAGAGAAAUUAUUUUUAAACACUAAAA